UUCCCCGUGGCGCUGAUGCUGGCCUGGCUUGGCUCUCGCUGCCCUGCGAGCUCUUCCGCCCUGGCUGCUGAAGGCCCCUUCCCGCCAUCUAAUGAUACACUCUGCAUGCGCUUCUGUUGAGAAUUUGUGGCUAGACAUUCCUGUGGGACCGAGAAUCCAAAUUCUUGGGUACAAACAGAAACUUACUUUCCUUGGGGAGGAUUUUUUUUCUCUCUCGCUCACACACACUCUCGCGUUCUUUCCUUUUUCUUUUUUGUAGCAGUAGGGGGGGAAGAGGCAAAACAAAACAAAAACAAACAAAAAGCAACACACCACCACCCCUUUAUGUUCAAAAGUAGCUAGGAAAAAAUAUAGCAGCAGCCAACCAAGGCAAUCCCAACCCAUCCCCCCAAAGGGUCGAGUUCUCGCCUUCCUCAGCGCGGGGCAUGGCAUCAAACAGCAUCUUCGAUUCCUUCCCGACCUACACGCCGACCUUCAUCCGCGACCCGAGCACCAGCCGCCGCUUCACACCUCCCUCCACGGCCUUCCCCUGCGGCGGCGGCGGCGGCGGCGGCAAGAUGGGCGAGAACAGCGGGACGCUGAGCGCUCAGGCGGCCGUGGGGCCCGGGGGGCGCACCCGGCCCGAAGUGCGCUCGAUGGUGGACGUGCUGGCGGACCACGCGGGCGAGCUGGUGCGCACCGACAGCCCCAACUUCCUCUGCUCCGUGCUGCCCUCGCACUGGCGCUGCAACAAGACGCUGCCUGUCGCCUUUAAAGUGGUGGCGCUGGGGGAGGUGCCAGAUGGAACGGUUGUGACUGUGAUGGCCGGCAACGAUGAAAACUACUCUGCUGAACUGCGCAACGCCUCCGCCGUCAUGAAGAACCAAGUGGCCAGGUUCAACGACCUUCGCUUCGUGGGCCGCAGUGGGCGAGGGAAGAGCUUCACACUGACCAUCACCGUGUUCACCAACCCCACCCAAGUGGCCACCUACCACCGAGCCAUCAAGGUGACUGUGGACGGACCCCGGGAGCCCAGACGGCACCGGCAGAAGCUGGAGGACCAGACCAAGGCAUUCUCCGAACGCUUUGGGGACCUGGAACGCGUGCGCAUGCGGGUGACACCGAGCAUGCCCAGCCCCCGAGGCUCACUCAGCACGACAAGCCACUUCAACAGCCAGGCCCAGACCCCCAUCCAAGGCACCUCGGACCUGAACCCCUUCUCCGAUCCCCGCCAGUUCGACCGCUCCUUCCCAGCGCUGCAGACCCUCACGGAGAGCCGCUUCCCGGACCCCAGGAUGCAUUACCCGGGGGCCAUGUCGGCCGCCUUCCCCUACAGCGCCACGCCCUCGGGCACCAGCAUCAGCAGCCUCAGCGUGGCCAGCAUGCCGGCCACCAGCCGCUUCCACCACACCUACCUCCCGCCGCCCUACCCCGGGGCCCCGCAGAACCAGAGCGGGCCCUUCCAGGCCAACCCGUCCCCUUACCACCUCUACUACGGCGCAUCCUCUGGCUCCUACCAGUUCUCCAUGGUGGCCGGCAGCAGCGGUGGGGGCGACCGCUCGCCCACCCGCAUGCUGGCCUCCUGUACCAGCAGUGCCGCCUCCGUGGCCGCCGGCAACCUCAUGAACCCCAGCCUGGGCGGCCAGAGUGACGGCGUGGAGGCCGACGGCAGCCACAGCAACUCACCCACCGCCUUGAGCACGCCGGGCCGCAUGGACGAGGCCGUGUGGCGGCCCUACUGACCUCCCGGGUCGACGAGGACUGCUCCCAGUGGAAGCGGGGACCCCAGGAACCUCCCCGGCAAGUGGCCAGCCCAGCUGCAAGGCUCGGGGCGGUCACGGGCCCAGAGCUGGCAAUGGCUCCGAGAGCAUCCAGUCCAGCCACACGUCUUUGUACAGAGGGGUGGGGCAGCCCCAGCCCACGUCUUAGCCAUCUCUCCCCACUUUUCUCGGGCAAAGUACCUUCCUUGCCACCUCCCCUGGUGACCUCGCUGUCCCCAGCGAGGCCCAAGGUUGCCAUAGGGCCCACAUGAUUUGUCCUCUUACCACAGGGCCCUGGAAAGACUUCCCCACCCCCACUUUCCUCAGACACCCACUGGCCUAGCCCUUCCCCCUCAUUUAUACAAACUGAGGCAGAACUGGAAAGUCCACCCCACCCUGAGAGGGGGCUCCUUCGUUGUGAACGUGGGCAAAGGGCCCAUCCAGAAUUCCCAAAAAUAUCACUGGCAGAGGUGGGAUGAAAGCACCCCUACCUGGUCCCCCCCACAAUUGCUAACAGCUUUGAAGCCCCUGUCCCUACCUAGCUGCCCUGGGGGUCCCGGGCCCUGGAGUAGGCUAGCCUGUGGCGGCAGCUCCCUAAAACCGGGGAUGGCACCAGCAGACGGGCCUCCAAGCACUUUACCAGCCCAAGGCAUUCACCCGCUGUUCUCAUGGUGGGGGCCAAGGACCCCUCACCCCAUGCUGGUCUCAAAGCUGCAAUUUUUGGAGAGAGCGUGGGGGCCGGACAGGAACUAGCAGGAAAAGCUGGGGCCUGAUGAGAGCUUACCUGUCCCACCCGGGUCCCGCCAAGCUGUGUACGUCCGAACCGCACAGUGCGCCUUCCAGCCUCUCGCCGACAGCCCCUCACCUUGAGCCAAUCUGGUCCAAAAGCCAUCUUGAACAAAAAGCAGUUUUUAAAGCUGGUUUUAAAAAACAAA
This is a messenger RNA of Artibeus jamaicensis (Jamaican fruit-eating bat), 2674 nucleotides long. It is a transcript of the gene RUNX3, whose product is annotated as RUNX family transcription factor 3. Gene Ontology annotation, biological process: hemopoiesis; neuron differentiation; regulation of transcription by RNA polymerase II. NCBI's taxonomy places the organism in Eukaryota, Metazoa, Chordata, Mammalia, Chiroptera, Phyllostomidae. Gene Ontology annotation, cellular component: nucleus. Bases 426 to 1721 code for a protein of 431 amino acids. The transcript has 6 exons. Gene Ontology annotation, molecular function: ATP binding; RNA polymerase II cis-regulatory region sequence-specific DNA binding; DNA-binding transcription factor activity, RNA polymerase II-specific. The record is from RefSeq and is a predicted model, not a curated record.